UUAAAAUAUGACGGUUAAACAAAAACAUUUAAGCAAUUUUAGCGAUACAUAGUUUGUUUCAGAUUACAGUCACUAAAACAAAAAUUAUAUAUAAAAAUCUGAAAAAAUGCCGAGUGAAAUGAUAACUCUACAACUUGGCCAAUGUGGCAAUCAAAUUGGUUUUGAAUUUUGGAAGCAGCUUUGUAUAGAACAUGGAAUAUCUCCGGAGGGAAUAUUGGAGGAGUUUGCAUCUGCGGGUUCUGAUCGUAAAGAUGUUUUCUUUUAUCAAGCAGAUGAUGACCAUUACAUUCCUAGAGCAGUGCUUUUGGAUUUGGAGCCUCGAGUCAUUCACACUAUAAUGAACUCCCCUUACGCAAAGCUUUAUAAUCCAGAGAAUGUUUACUUAUCAAAGCAUGGUGGUGGGGCUGGAAACAACUGGGCAUCUGGCUAUGCUCAGGGUGAGAAAUUGAAUGAAGAAGUCUUUGAUAUCAUUAACAGAGAAGCUGAUGGAAGUGAUAACUUAGAGGGUUUUGUUUUGUGCCACUCCAUAGCUGGAGGAACCGGAUCAGGUAUGGGAUCAUACAUAUUGGAGCACCUAUCAGAUAGGUUCCCUAAGAAGCUGGUACAAACAUACAGUGUGUUUCCUAACUUGGAUGAAAUCAGUGAUGUGGUUGUCCAACCGUACAACUCUUUAUUAACUUUGAAGAGAUUGACAGAAAGUGCUGACUGUGUGAUGGUGUUGGACAACACUGCUCUCAACAGGAUUGCUAGUGACAGAUUGCAUAUACAAAACCCAUCAUUUGCACAAAUUAAUACACUUGUGUCAACAAUUAUGAGUGCUAGUACAGCUACAUUGAGGUAUCCAUCCUACAUGAACAAUGACCUAAUAAGCCUAGUGGCUCCACUGAUACCUACUCCACGUUUACAUUUCCUCAUGACUGGUUAUACUCCUCUCACAGCUGACCAUGAACUUAAUACUGCUCCAAAGAUUCGAAAGACAACUGUGCUGGAUGUAAUGCAGAGACUUCUUCAACCAAAGAACAUGAUGGUAUCACUGAGCCCUGAUAGAGCAAACCAACACUGCUACAUCUCCAUUCUGAAUAUCAUUCAGGGAGAGGUAGACCCAUCUCAAGUGCAUAAGUCUCUUCAACGCAUCCGCGAACGGAAACUGGCAUCGUUUAUUCCGUGGGGUCCAGCCUCCAUACAAGUAGCUUUGUCUCGACGUUCGCCCUACGUCACAGCGUCGCACAAAGUGUCUGGCCUACUUCUUGCUAAUCACACAAAUAUUUCUUCAUUGUUUGACCGGUGUCUACAACAAUUCGAUAAACUGCGCAAGCGCGAGGCUUUUAUAGAUGUAUUCCGCAAAGAGCCUAUGUUCCAGGACUCACUAGAGGAGUUUGAUGAAUCCCGUUCGGUUGUAGAUGAAUUAGUUCGGGAGUACCAGGCAGCCGCUACACCUGAUUAUGUCCAUUGGAACCCAGAAAGCAGCAUCUAAGGAAAACCAAAGUGUCAGUGAAUGACAUCAAGUAGAGACUGAUGCUGAAGUAUUCUUAAGUUACAUUUAACCAGUGUCAUUAACUGCAUGUCUCGAAUUUGUUAAUCUGAUAAUGCCAUAUGUAUAUACAUACUCUUACAUAGUUUUAGGAUUUUACUAACUUCUUGUGAUAUAAAGUAUUGAAGUGCAUAUCAAUUUACUUUGUACAAAUUGAUAGAUCUGAUUGUUGGAGCAGGUUAUAAAAUAAAAACUACAUUUUA
Molecule: messenger RNA, 1734 nt
Organism: Pieris brassicae (large cabbage white)
Lineage: Eukaryota; Metazoa; Arthropoda; Insecta; Lepidoptera; Pieridae
Gene: gammaTub37C
Product: tubulin gamma-2 chain-like
Exons: 10
Coding region: 107-1474 (455 amino acids)
Biological process (GO): mitotic sister chromatid segregation; cytoplasmic microtubule organization; microtubule nucleation
Cellular component (GO): cytoplasm; gamma-tubulin complex; microtubule
Molecular function (GO): structural constituent of cytoskeleton; GTP binding
Source: RefSeq, a predicted model, not a curated record